GAUUCCAUGUAACAUAUUGAAGUUUAUUUAAAUGUCAUUUAAUGAGGUGAUAGUCCUCCAAAAGUCAUUGGUUCACUAGCAUUUAGACCUGUACAUGCCUAUUAUUACAUGAUUCCUGCACUCACUGUUAAAAAAAGUAACAUAAAAACAGAACAACACUGGCUGCAUCAAUCACAUCAAUUUAAAUGUGCACACUAUCCACUUUGCUAAUAAAAAAGUAUUGUACAUAAAGCAUAUUGCACACACCCAUGGGCUUAAAACAACAGAAGACAAUUGCACAGUUCCUGAAACAGCGUUGUUUAAAAGGCAGGAGAGAUAAGAUGAGCUGUCACACCCCUUCUACUGACACUGUCUUGUGUUGACACAGUGACAAGGACUCUUUUGAAACCUGUUAUUCAAGUGAGUGAUUAUUUGCUUCACAACCUUCAAGUAAAGGUAUCUGUAUACAUCACCCAAAAACAAAACAUUAAGUCCAUGAACUGUUAUCUUUUUUUUUACUCUUCAUUGUUCCGCAAAUAAAAAGUAAUUAAAUGACGAUUCUUAAGUUAAACAAUUACAUGUUCUUAACCUAUUCAUGCUCACGACUUAAGGUAAAACCACGCUAAGAGUGACUUUAUUAUGUGAUACUGUUCUAUUUGUUUUUAUUUUCGCACAGAUUACUUCCUGUUAGACUUAAUGUUUACUGAAGUUCCGCAUUUUCCAGUCUGCCCUGUUAACUUCAAAAUAAAAGUCUACUACGAAGAGACGUUUGCGUCAGUGUUUCACGACACCAAAGAGUGAAUCCGUGCAAAUGGCGUCAGCAAAUGAUCCAUUUCAAUUUCAGGAAUUUGAUGAGGCUGGCAGCCUGUUAGAAGCCAACAGAGAUUCAACAACCAUCAGCAUUGAGGUUGAACCUGUCAAACCUGAGAAACAGAGAAAAGCUGCUGGUUUAAAUCCUGCUGAUGAGGAUGAUGAAUUUGACAAUGAUGACAAGACAGAGCUCCUCUCUGGGCAACAGAAAAGUGUCCCUUUCUGGACGUUUGAGUACUACCAAAGAUUUUUUGACAUUGAAACCCAUCAUGUGAAGGAAAGAAUUAUUGGAUCAAUGCUGCCAUGGCCUGGAAAGAACUUCAUUCAGCUCUACCUUCGUAGAAACCCCGAUCUUUAUGGACCCAUCUGGAUUUGCACUACUCUUGUGUUUGCCAUUGCCAUUAGUGGAAAUAUAUCCAACUUUCUGGUGCACUUAGGCAAACCAAACUACAGGUAUACCCCAGAGUUUAGAAAAGUGACCAUUGCUGCAACAGCGAUCUUCAGCUAUGCUUGGUUGGUGCCUCUUGCCCUCUGGGGUUUUCUACUAUGGAGAAACAACAAGAUCAUGAACUUGGUGUCUUACUCCUUCAUGGAGAUAUUCUGUGUGUACGGUUACUCACUGUCCAUUUACAUACCUGCAGUGGUGCUAUGGAUCCUCCCAUUUGAAUGGCUGAGGUGGUGCUCCAUCGUGGUAGCUUUGUGCCUCUCUGGCUCAGUGCUGGUGAUGACGCUCUGGCCUGCAGUAAGGGAUGACCACCCCAAAUUUAUUGUCGCAAUUAUGUCUGCUGUUGUGAUGAUGAACAUCCUGCUCGCUGUUGGUUGUAAGGCCUAUUUCUUCAGCAAACCGGAACCAGUACAACAUCUUGACAGCCCCGUCGCAGCGGUGGUGACCAAUUCAACAUGAAAACCUUUCUUUGUGUUAAGAGGGAAUCGGAUUGCUGGGGUGAUGAAGUCAUGGGUCGUCUGGAUUUCACCUACACUUGGACAUUCUGGCUCAACACCCAAAAACCCAAUGUGUGUGUACCUGGUUCAACUGCGUGACCUCUGAAAAUGAACACUUAUACCACGUAUGUUAUUUCUAAUGGGAUGGGUUUUAAAUUUCCUUGAAGAUUAAUGGUGUAUUGAGUUACACUUCACACAUGAUGAAGUUUUAAGGAUGAAAUAUUUUCGAUAAACCAGUAUGUGCAGUAAUGUCCAUGGUAUCUUAGCAAUGCACUUUCUACUUUGGGAACAGUUAGUAUGUGUCUGUACAGGAUUUUCUUGUAUGAACAAUUAUAGGUGUUGGUAAGAUUUUCAGUGGUCAGACUUGUCAUGUAGAGUUUUUUCUUUCUGUUACUGACAAAACCAUGUGUGCCCUUAACUAAUACCAAAGACCCAAGUAAUUUACAACAUGUGUAACUAUAUUUUUUAAAUUUUUUUAUUGUGACAGUUAGGUUAUGAUCUAUUGUAUGGAAAUAAACUUUCAUUGCAAAUAAUA
Molecule: messenger RNA, 2266 nt
Organism: Solea senegalensis (Senegalese sole)
Lineage: Eukaryota; Metazoa; Chordata; Actinopteri; Pleuronectiformes; Soleidae
Gene: yipf1
Product: Yip1 domain family, member 1
Exons: 10
Coding region: 791-1693 (300 amino acids)
Biological process (GO): vesicle-mediated transport
Cellular component (GO): membrane; Golgi apparatus
Molecular function (GO): small GTPase binding
Source: RefSeq, a predicted model, not a curated record